AUCAUGGGAGGGGGGAGGAAGAGGCUCACAUCACGGAGCACUGGGACCUGUCAGCCCCCCGCAAACUGGAGUGGGGGAAGUCGAGUCAACUGAGUGCCCCCCAAGCCUAGAACCCAGGUUUAAUCUUUUAAUCUUCCUCAUUAAUCACUCACCCUCCUCCUACCCCCUCCGAGGACCAGAGGAUCCGGUUUCUCCCCAGCUCAGGUUCCAGAGGCUUCGCUGGGAAAAGUCCCCUCCUGUGGCCCCACAAUAGGCUGGACAAGUCGCUGGCUGCUGGGGAGACCUUAGUUGGGCUCUGCUGUCAGCAGCCUCCUCCCAUUACUAGUCUCUCCUUCCCUCUCCUCCCACAAACGCACAUCUGGGGAUUGCCCCUAACCCCGUUUCCAACCCCAUUACCAGAGCCCAGUUAGCACAGCAGAGAAGGUAGGCAGGAGAGAUGGCAGGGGAGGGAGGCCAGGGCCCUUUAGGAGAGCCCCACACUCCCCACAGACACACACUAGAUACUGAGAGCAAAAGAUGACAAAUGCAACACAGAUGAUACAUGAGUGAAAGUUGUAGUGUCUGGUGACUGGCCUGGUACAAGAGCUAGCCAGUUCCUGCAUCCUCCUGGGACCCUCUUUAAUUUCAUAUUAAGUGAAACCACCAGGAUGGUUCAGAGGGCUAAAGCCUCCAGCUAGGAGGAUCUCUCCUGACCCUCCUCUGCCCCCCACCAUUAAUAACCAAUUAACAAGGUCCUGACGCAUCUCAGCUUUCUGCUGUGGCCUGGCUAUGCUCUCUGACCCAUUGGGCUGUGUUGCUCAGGCUGCCAUCAGAGCACUGUGAGUAUCUGUGGGUAUGGGGGGAAGGGGUGGUCAUUGAAGGGAGCCUUUAUAAGAAGACUCUGUGUUUGUCUACUUCUGUUGGGUGUCGAGGUCAGUAUCACACCGGGAGGUUUCUUACACCCUCCCUCGCCCCCCACUGUGAUCAAAGUGUCUUCCUGUCUUUGUCAAGGAGUCUUUGGCCCACAUGCCUCAGAUCUCCCAAGCUCUGAUUGGGGCACCCCAACCACAGGCUCCGCUUGCCCCAGGGAAUAGACCGGUAGACCCAGAAGAUCACUGCACAGAUGUGGGAGGUGCAGAGGUUUACAGAGAAGGUGACAGAAUGGACAGUCCAGGAGAGACCGGCCUACUUCUUCAUGGCACCGAUAGGAAAAAAACUAGAAGAAACCCAUAGCAGAGUUCCUUCAGAGUGCAGAGUUCCGCAGGAGUGGUGGGGCUUGUCUCUGGGCUGUAAACCCACCGGCUAUUUGGGAUGUGAUAUGCGAGCAAAAGCCUUGCCUUGUUGGGCUCCGCUGGUGGAGCAGCUGUCCCAGAACUGCCUUAUUCCUACAACAGAGGGCUGUGGAGGUGUGAGCCCUGGGGUAGGUGAGCUGGGAGAGAGAAGAGAAGAGCGAAUGACACCUAGGAUGCAGAUAAAAUAGGAAUGACUAUCCCAGUCCUUAGAGUUUGUCCCUGGCUUGGCGGGGUUUCUGUCCCAGAAUCUGGUUGGAUGUAAAGAGUCACUCCUCUAUAGGGACCCCUCUCACCACUGCUCCCAGGCUGGGGAACCCCAACUGGAACUACAGGAGCUUAAUGAGGAGACAAAGGCAUCAACUGAUAGACUCAGGGGUGACCAGAAGGCCCUCUGUGGAGGUCAGUCUUUCCUGGCAAAGACCCCUCCUGAGCAAUAACCCUCGCUCUGGGUUUGCUGUGUCUUCUCUCCUGAGGGCCAGGUCUCCCCGCUUCUCCAUGUUUUGUUUUGCUUUUUUAACUGAUUUCAGAGGGCCUCUGAGCCCUGCUGGGGCAGCCUUGGGUCCAGCCGCAGAGCCGGCUGGAGUCCACUCACCUGCGCGGCUUGUGCGUCGCAUCCCCACUAUACCCAGUUGCAGUCGCUCUGCCGGGCUUGAGUGCCCCCAGGCCCAGUGCCCGCUAAUAACUUCCAGCCGCGGGGACCUACUUUAAGAGCUUUCAGCAGGAGUGGGGCGGGGAGGAGGGGGCCAGGUCAGGAGACUGAGGUCCUUCCUAGGUGGGAUGGGGAUCUUAGCACAGUCAACUCUGAGCUCCUCGGAAUUUUGCAGAUCUCCGGCUCUGCGACCAGGGAAAGCAAUUUUAUUGCCUACGAGAGUUUAUGAGCCGGAGCGGCGGCUAGGCGGGAGGGGCCGGCCCAGGAAGGGUCCAGCCAGAAUGAGCACAGGGCCGCGCUGGCAGCGCGGAGCAGCCAGGGGGCCAGUGACUUCGCCGGCUUCUCUGCGCGCCCCCGUAGCCUGUAGAAGAAAUACCGCUGCCGGGACGUCUACCGGCUCCAGACCCACGGCGGCCCGGGGUUAGGGAGUGGGGGCGCAGGAGGAGGGGCACUCGGGGCUCGGGCCCAGCGUGGGGGGCGGGUCCGAGGCGGGGGCCCAGAUCGGGAACCGCGCGCUGGGGCCCAGGCGGCUGCGGAGCCGAGCACAGCGGGCGGCAGGACGGCCGCAGCCCGCCCGGCCGGCCAUGAGCUCGGGCCCCGAGCCCCGGACAGCCCGCACACCCUUCAGCAUCGCGGAUAUCCUAGGCCCUGGCAUGGCCCCUCGAGGACCCUCUGCGCCGCAGCUUCCAGAGUCCAGCCCAGGUCCCACGUCGCCGCUAUGCGCGCUGGAGGAGCUGACGAGCAACGCUUUCCACGGACUAGACGGGCUCGCCCUGCAGCGCUCCGAAGGCAGCGCAGCCCCAGGCGCUCUGGGCCACGGCCCCGCGGGCCGCAGACGGCGCAAGUCCCGCACGGCGUUCACGGCGCAGCAGGUGCUGGAGCUGGAGCGGCGCUUCGGGUUGCAGAGGUACCUGGCGCCCCCCGAGCGGGACGGGCUGGCGGCGAGGCUCGGCCUGGCCAACGCGCAGGUCGUCACGUGGUUCCAGAACCGGCGCGCCAAGCUCAGGCGCGACGUGGAGGAGAUGCGCGCCGAUGUGGCCUCGCUGCGCGCGUUGAACCCCGAAGUCCAGGGCCGCCUCGCGCUGCCAGACAGCGCCCGCGGUCUCGGUCUCGGCCUCGGCCUCGGCCCGGCGCGGCCGGACUCCGGGCCCCGCCUGUCGGACGAGGAGAUACAGGUGGACGAUUGAAGGCAAAGCCGCCGCCCUCGCUCCGGAGCGGAGACUUCUAGCCCUCUCGCCCCUGCACCCCGCACCUGGUCCGGGGUGCGGAUGGAGGGUGGCUGUCGACCUCAGCCUCUUCCGGCUCACAGUGCAGACGCCCACCUUUCCUAGUUGUUGAGAAUAAAGAGGAGACUCCAUUGCGCCCCACCUCAAUCCCGCCCCGAGCGGCGAG
Molecule: messenger RNA, 3312 nt
Organism: Myotis daubentonii (Daubenton's bat)
Lineage: Eukaryota; Metazoa; Chordata; Mammalia; Chiroptera; Vespertilionidae
Gene: LBX2
Product: ladybird homeobox 2
Biological process (GO): regulation of transcription by RNA polymerase II
Cellular component (GO): nucleus
Molecular function (GO): sequence-specific double-stranded DNA binding; DNA-binding transcription factor activity, RNA polymerase II-specific
Source: RefSeq, a predicted model, not a curated record